CUUGCACUGAAGAUUUCUUUAUUCUUUUCCGCAAAACUGUGCUCCGUCCUCUCUCUCUCUCUCUCUCUCCUCCCCCCCCCCCCCCCCUCUCUCUCUCUCUCGAUUUCAGUAAUUCGUCUUUGAAUUUCCGAUGGCCGGAAGAGGCAAAACCCUAGGAUCUGGGGCCGCCAAGAAGGCCACUUCCAGGAGCAGCAAGGCCGGCCUUCAGUUCCCUGUGGGCCGUAUCGCCCGGUUCUUGAAAGCCGGCAAAUACGCCGAGCGAGUGGGUGCCGGAGCUCCGGUUUACCUUGCUGCUGUGCUCGAAUAUCUCGCCGCUGAGGUCCUAGAGUUGGCCGGAAACGCUGCACGGGACAACAAGAAGACCCGUAUUGUUCCUCGACACAUUCAACUCGCCGUAAGGAACGACGAAGAACUCAGCAAGCUCCUGGGAGACGUGACAAUUGCAAACGGCGGUGUCAUGCCGAACAUCCACAACCUUCUGCUCCCCAAGAAGACUGGCUCAUCGAAGCCCUCUGCUGAUGACGAGAGCUAAGCUUGUGAAGAACAAACGCCGGUUGAGCUGAGUUCUUGAUUUCAAGUUAAGAGUCUUUAUCAGUACUUAGGUUUAGAGCUUAGAAGAAUCUACGUGGGUCAGUUAUAUUUUUCAUGGAAUGUUGCUUAGGGGUUGCUUAGCAAGUAAUGUGAAUAUCGAUCGGUAUUCUGUCUUAUUAACAGAUGCACUUACAUUGAUGAAUGAAUGUUAGAUGUGCCCUACUAUUUUGUUUC
Molecule: messenger RNA, 765 nt
Organism: Diospyros lotus (date-plum)
Lineage: Eukaryota; Viridiplantae; Streptophyta; Magnoliopsida; Ericales; Ebenaceae
Product: probable histone H2A.1
Exons: 2
Coding region: 131-532 (133 amino acids)
Cellular component (GO): nucleosome
Molecular function (GO): protein heterodimerization activity; DNA binding; structural constituent of chromatin
Source: RefSeq, a predicted model, not a curated record